Molecule: messenger RNA, 7999 nt
Organism: Alosa alosa (allis shad)
Lineage: Eukaryota; Metazoa; Chordata; Actinopteri; Clupeiformes; Clupeidae
Gene: dlg2
Product: discs, large homolog 2 (Drosophila)
Exons: 29
Coding region: 1796-4813 (1005 amino acids)
Biological process (GO): chemical synaptic transmission
Cellular component (GO): neuromuscular junction; neuron projection; postsynaptic density membrane
Molecular function (GO): kinase binding
Source: RefSeq, a predicted model, not a curated record
AGGCGAAUCUGGUGGUGUUGCUGCUGCUGCCGCCGCCGCCGCUGCCGCCACUGCCUUCGCUUGAUUGCCUGGACAGCUGACCAUGCACGGUAAAGGGAUGCCCUGAAGCCGUUGAAUUUGAUACAGUGGCGGAACGUAAACAAAAUAAACAACUUUUUAUUAACUGGAGUUUAGGGACCAGCCGCUGACAAAGAAAUUGCUCGACAUGCUUAGAGUUGCGGUGAUGGCAAAGCCAUGCGUUUUAAGGAAAACUUGCAGGUAUUUUCCAAUAGGCGUCGCACUGACAGACUAGCUUUCCUGUCCCUUGCUUAGAAUUAGCCACCCGACUAGUUAGCUAGCUAGGUAAGUCUGCAAUGUCGGCUAUGUUGUGUCUGAGGUGUGUUCAGAAAGGGUUAAAUAGUUUGUCAUAUUCUAGGAAAGGGUUACCUAAGUGUUUUGGUGACAUCUUUAUUAACUUAGUUAUAUAGGCUGUAGCCCAUACUGUUAACAAAAUCGUAUGUUAUCAGAUGAGGUUUUAGGGAUCCAUGUGAAAUGAGAAUGUUGACACAUUAAAAUGCUUGGUAUUUGGAUAUGUGCAUUGGAUAAGCAAUCGUAUAUUGUAAAGGCAUUGAGUAAUUGGUGGGAAUGCAUAACGUCAGAUGGACAGUUUUGAGGGAGAACAACUUAAGUGAAUUAAUUGACUCUACAUAGUCACAUAGCUUCAGGUAAUUUUGAUCCUAUGCGAGAAAGUCGGCUAUGUUCAAUUUGCUAGGUAACGGCAGUCAGCUGUCAGUGAAUGUCUUGCUGAGUUUAUCUUGGUCCACUCUAUGUCCAUCCAGUGAGUAACGUUAGAUUAAUCGAAGUGUUAAUUAGCUACCUCUGGCUAAGCGAGUGCGGCACAAAGCUGACAGCUGUUUUGUGUGUAAUAAUUGGACAGCAUUGUGUGCCAUUGGACAGUAGUUCACUUUUUGGAAAAUAAACAAAACAAUUGGGAAAGAAGACUAUAUGACCACUGAAUGCCCCUCAACGCCAUUGUCAUACUGGAAAAGUGGCGUAAGAUGAGGAAAUUGGGGAAAGCUAUCAAGUGAUGUCAGCAUUCAAUCAACGCAGCACUGUAAUGUCUUGUGUUUAUGCCUCGGCUGCCAGCGCGCGACAGAGGGAAAUGACGUUCUGUACUGGCACGUCAUCUGGAUGUUAAUGCGACCCGAUUCACGCCAGUUAAUGUUAAGUUACGCAUAUACCCCUGGACUCAAUUUCACAUGUACAAUAUUUCUUUUAUUAAUUUAGCAGCCGCUUUUAUCCAAUGCAACUUACAAAAUGAGGAAUAACAUUCAAGCUACAUUGCAAAGGAGUCAAUACUAGGCUACUACUACUAUCACCAUCACAAUAAAUACUAAUACCAGAUACAGAUACUACCAGAGGAUUUCAAAUGAUUUUUCAUCUGAAUGAGUUUUAUUAAAUUUACUCCUGAAACUUCCAAGGAGAAGAUGGAGUGCAAGUCAAGGCAUUUCGGGACAUCUUGGAAGUUGGCUGUAUUUCAUGGAUACGAAGGAUACUUUUUGACAUAUGAAUAGGCUGUUUAUGUAGAGAAUAAGUGAUGACUGUCUAACAUUAAUUUGUCGAGGUUGAUUUUUGAAAUCCCAUCAUCCGAGGCUCACAGACUGCCUUCAAGAGUGCCUCUUAAACAGUUACAACUUGCCAAAACUUUUACACAUGUUUACAUUGGCCCAAUUUUCAUUGCCCCAAUUGGGAGUAGGCCUACUGGAUGUUUUAAUGUAAGGCACAUAAAAGUUACAGGAAUUCCAAGGAAGCAAGCAUGCCUGUAAGGAAACGAGAUACAACUCGAGCCAUAGGGUUGUUGGAAGACUACUGCUCUAGACUAAGAAAGCCAGAAGAGCAACAGCUUAAAACUGCCAUUUUAAGAGUGAUGGACAUCUUCAAAAGUAGUCUUUUUCAAGCACUACUUGAUAUCCAGGAGUUUUAUGAAGCGACGCUGCUGAACUCCCACAAGAGCUGCGAGCAGAAGCUGGAGGAGGUCAACCACAUGGCCGAGAAGUGGGAGAGCCCCAGCCCCGGCUCCCCUACGCCUGUGCUGCACCACGCCCGUCCCACACAGGAGCAGACGGAGUCUAGUAGCACAGACUUAAAUGAGAAAGCAGAGGCCGAGAGCAGCGCAGCCACAGAGAACAGGCCGGCUGCGGUGCAGGGCUCCCAGUCCCCGCCCGUCGGCCCGCCCUCCACAUGUAUGAACCCGGCCCUGAUGAGCGCUCCAUGGUACCGGUACCAGGAUGAAGACUCGCCGCCCCAGGACCACGGCUUCCCCCGGCUGACCAAUGAGGUGCGUGCGCCGGAGCUGGUGCACGUGUCCGAGAAGAACCUGUCGGAGAUCGAGAAUGUGCAUGGCUAUGUGUCCCACUCCCACAUCUCGCCACUCAAGCCUGCACUGGUUACCCGUUAUGAUCUUACAUACCCGGGUGUGACAGCAGCAAACUACCUGGCAAGCCCCGCCCCAAUAAUAGUCAACACGGAGACCCUGGAGUCGGUACCCUACGUGAACGGGACAGAGAUCGAAUAUGAGUUUGAAGAGAUUACAUUAGAGCGGGGAAACUCAGGACUAGGCUUCAGCAUCGCUGGCGGCACAGACAACCCCCACAUCGGAGAUGACCCGGGCAUCUUCAUCACCAAGAUUAUCCCAGGAGGGGCUGCCGCUGAAGACGGCAGACUCAGAGUGAACGACUGCAUCCUGCGGGUGAACGACUCAGACGUGUCGGAGGUGUCCCACAGUAAGGCCGUGGAGGCACUCAAGGUGGCCGGAUCGAUCGUCAGGCUGUACGUCCGCCGCAGGAGACCCAUGCUGGAGACCGUCGUGGAGAUCAAGCUCAUCAAGGGGCCCAAAGGGCUGGGCUUCAGCAUCGCAGGAGGGGUGGGCAACCAGCACAUUCCCGGGGACAACAGCAUCUACGUCACCAAAAUUAUUGACGGCGGAGCGGCGCAGAAGGACGGCAGGCUGCAGGUCGGAGAUCGGUUACUCAUGGUAAACAACUACACUUUGGAAGAAGUGACUCACGAGGAAGCUGUAGCCAUAUUGAAGAAUACGUCUGAUGUAGUCUAUUUGAAGGUGGGCAAGCCUACCAGCGUUUACUUAUCGGAUCCCUAUGGGCCUCCUGAUAUCACACAUUCGUUCUCUCCAGCCAUGGAAAACCAUAUCUCUUCCCCCGGCAACAACGGUACCCUGGAGUACAAGUCCAGUCUGCCGCCCAUCUCCCCAGGAAGGUACUCCCCCAUCCCCAAACACUUGCUCGGGGAAGAGGACAUUAACAGGUUGGAUGGUUUUUCCUUCUUACGAAAUGCCUCGUUAGAUGAUGGGGAGGGUCACAGGUUUGAGUCCCAGCACUUCCAGUUGAGGGAGCCCAGGAAGAUGGUCCUGCACAAGGGCUCCACAGGCCUGGGCUUCAACAUUGUGGGCGGCGAAGACGGCGAGGGCAUCUUCGUCUCCUUCAUCCUGGCGGGCGGGCCGGCCGACCUGAGCGGAGAGCUGCGGCGCGGAGACCAGAUCCUCUCGGUGAACGGCAUCGACCUCCGCGGCGCAACCCAUGAACAGGCCGCAGCGGCACUGAAGGGCGCUGGCCAGACGGUGACCAUCGUCGCCCAGUACCGGCCGGAGGAACUCGCGUCGUGCUCCCCACGCCGGGCCCCGCAUCCAGCACCAGAGUACGGGCGCUUUGAGGCCAAGAUCCAUGACCUGCGCGAGCAGAUGAUGAACCACAGCAUGAGCUCCGGAUCCGGCUCCUUGCGAACCAAUCAGAAGCGGUCGCUUUACGUCAGGGCUUUGUUUGACUAUGAGAAGGCCAAGGAUAGCGGUCUGCCCAGUCAGGGCCUGAGCUUCCGGUACGGGGACAUCCUGCACGUGAUCAACGCCUCGGACGAUGAGUGGUGGCAGGCCAGGAGGGUCACGCCGGAUGGAGACAGCGAAGAGAUGGGCGUCAUCCCCAGCAGGAGGAGAGUGGAGAGGAAAGAAAGAGCACGGCUGAAGACGGUGAAGUUUAACGCCAAACCUGGCAGCAUUGAUUCUAAGGGGUCAUUUAGUGAAAAGCGUAAAAAGAGCUUCAUCUUUUCACGCAAGUUCCCAUUCUACAAGAACAAGGAGCCAGGGGAGCAGGAUGGCAGUGACUCGGAACGGAGUCAAGAGGAUUUGAUUCUUUCUUAUGAGCCUGUCAUGCGGCAAGAAAUUACCUAUGCCCGGCCAGUCAUCAUUCUUGGGCCAAUGAAGGACCGAGUGAACGAUGACCUGAUCUCUGAGUUCCCUGACAAAUUUGGCUCAUGUGUGCCACCUAACAGUUCAGGGCAAGUGGACACGACACGACCGAAGCGGGAUUACGAGGUGGACGGCCGAGACUAUCACUUUGUGACCUCCCGCGAGCAAAUGGAAAAAGACAUCCAAGAGCACAAGUUCAUCGAAGCGGGGCAAUACAAUGACAAUCUUUAUGGAACCAGUGUACAGUCUGUCAGAUAUGUGGCAGAGCGGGGGAAGCAUUGCAUAUUGGAUGUGUCUGGGAAUGCCAUUAAACGGCUACAAGUAGCACAACUCUACCCAAUUGCCAUCUUUAUAAAGCCCAGGUCCAUAGAAUCAUUAAUGGAGAUGAACAAGAGGCUGACGGAAGAGCAGGCGAGGAAGACGUAUGACCGCGCCAUGAAGCUGGAGCAGGAGUUUGGCGAGUUUUUCACAGCUCUUGUUCAAGGAGAGACCUUAGAGGACAUUUAUACCCAGUGCAAAAUGGUGAUCGAGGAGCAGUCUGGACCUUAUAUCUGGAUUCCCUCAAAAGAAAAACUUUAAGGAACAGAGAACCAUGGCAGGGAUUAUGGACUGCAAAAAAAGUAGAAAUAAUUUGUAAUAUAUGAUAAAUUAUUGCGGCGAUUGGUAAUUGUUAAUGAUAGUGAAUAAUAAUAACUUUUUUUGUUACGUUGUUUCUUUGUUUUUUGUUUUUCACUUUCAAUAUGAAUGUUCCUGAAUGUACACCACAAAGUGUUAGAAACAUGGCCUCGAAAACAGACUGUUUGUAUACUUAUUCAUUAGCAUUUUUAUUUGAGCAAGGCAAGUUCAACGCAGUCAGCAGUUGGAAUAGGUUCAUUCAAACAGCAGGAAUGAUCUCAAGCAAGAGGGACAGAGAGCAGAGAUGGAAUGAUCCGGAUAAUCUCACCAACACGUGGGCGAGAAUAGACCCAGUCUGUUCUCACCCUUCCUCUCCAGCUACCAAAUCUCAAGAAGCCUGAAGAGUUUCCAUGUCGCAUUAGUGGUUGACACAUUUCUGAUGAAUUUCGCAUCUAUGCACUCACAUGGCCCAUGGACAAUUUAUGUUUGAACCCUUCCUCCUGUCACAAGUCACUAUUUUUUUUUUUUUUUUUUUUUUAAUUUAAUUCAUUACAUUGUCAGAUUUUAUUUUGAAGAUGUUCCUUGGGAAAUUUUUAGUUUGAAAUUGUACAUUUGACAAAUUGUGUUUUAAAAAGAUGCUUUAAAAGUAAACAAAGGGAAACAGCUAGAAAUAGUAAAUAUGACACUAUAUUUAUAUUUUGUAUUGAUAGAGGGCACAACAGCACAGGAAAAAUAUUUAUAAUGAAGAUAUAUAACUUUGUUUAAAAAGAAACUUAAAAUGUAUUUUACUUGUACGAUGUAGUGGUGUUAUUGUGUAGAUGUAGUAAUUGAUGGGGAUGCUCUGUGAUGCUACAUAAAUACUUAGUGGUCCCUCGUCCACUGUGGACCAGGGGGGAAGUUGCUGUGUAACGCCGCACUGUGGUGACCAACACGUUUCCGCCGAAAUCCAGAGCUGUACAAGUCUCCUGCCCUCCUCGCCUGUAAGAGCUUUGUUGGAGGCAGGGAGGACUGGCCCAUGUGCUGUGUGUCCCCGUACUGAAGGGUCCGCAGAGAGAGAGAGAGGGGGGACAGGCAGGGGGAGGCGCUCCCAACACACCCCAGCUUCCCUGAAGCAUACUGAAAGUGUUUACAUGAAGUCCUGUUUACCUCACUUAGCACGCACUGAAGAGACAGACAACCGUUAGGGGCUCCACAUUAGGGUGCCCUGUGUGUCUAGCCGUUCCAGUUAGUGUACAGAAAAUCCUUGAGUGACUUGCGCAGUCAGACUGAUCGUUUUUUUUGUUUGUUUGUGGCAAAUAUUUUUCUGUGCACACACAUGGCAGUGCGUACAUGUAUUUAUUUAAUGCUUUAUGUAUAUAGUUGAAAAUGUACAUGAAUUUGCUUGUGUUUUCCUAUUAUAGCCCUUGCCAUGCUUGGCUGCCAUUGGUAGUGGAUACCAAACCACAGAUGCCAAAAGCAAUUGACUAGAAUAUGUGGAGGACUUAUCUCUGUUUUUUGCAAUACUAGCGUGGCUUCUAAAGCCUGGCAUCAUCCUAUGGCAAGGGACUUUUGACGUAUUGGUCACCACUUGCCUUAAAAAGGGGAGGGGUACCCAACAUGUCGGUACUCUCUGUGAGUGUGUGACAUCGUUGUAACCUGGUGAUUAUUCAGAUGGAUGACUUCUAAAUGGUACUGUAUGAGGGAGCCAAGGUGUGGGGGUUGAAGUGUUUGAAACAGAGGGAUACUUUUCAACUGUUUUGUUUUCCUGGCAAUAGGAAAAUCUGGUAGCCAUCUAAUAAUCCACUUCUACAGACAAAAGAAUUAUGCCAUGGCACUUUUCUUCCACAAAGAAAACUUCUCUAAAUUAUUACUAUUAUUUGUAGCAUAUCAAUCCUUCACAUCAGUUAUCAAAGUGUACAGUAUAUAUUUUAGGCAGAGAGGAGGAAUUAUAUGUCAUUUUAUCCCCUUAUAGUCUUUUCAUAUACCUGUCAUCUGGGUAGAUAUAAAAUGGUUGUUAUUCCUCUGUUGAAUGCAGUGGCCUGUGUUCUAGUAAGCAGCCAGUUGAAGCGUUAAUGAUGAAGGGUGCCCAUAUGCACAUAUGUUUAGUGCUGAACAGUGGAGUGGUGCUCAGCAUCUAGUGCUCUGUAAGCGAGAACUGAAUCCUUUCAGCACUGUAGCAGCAGCUGGAAAUUAAUGAAUGGUUUUUAUUUUUCUCAGGGUUGCCAGAUAGGGCUUUGCCAGAUAGGGUGUUCACACCACUCAAAUUUCAAACUUUAUGAUUUAUGCUUACACUGCAGCUAUCAGAACAGCCUUUUAAAAGGUGUGUUAUUUUUCCUUCAAUUUUAACAUUUAAAAAUAGUCAGCCCUCUUCUCUGUUGGUUUGCUAGAUGGUAUACUAUGGCAGGAGGUUGAACUUUGCUCUUCAUAGAACAUUGUUUUAAGGUCUGCAACUUCAAUUCUUCACAGUCCAAAAAAUGCUAUUGUAUUCAAGAGGUUCAUCUCAAGUUUUGUUUGUUGAAUCUUCAUUGAUGGUGUGCUGUGUUGUACGUACAGUGAAAUAUCGGUUGGCACUCCAUUGACACAUUUUUGUUUUUCGACAAAUACUGUCUAUGAAUCACAUCUACUUAAAUGAUGUCUUACUACAGUGUGGUAGCUCGUCUAAUUUCUGUUGGUCAGUGCUCCCAAAGUCUUAAAGAGGUCAUGUCAGCACUUUAUGGAGUCAGCUACUCAUCUGAAGAUGUCCUGAACUAUUUGGAUUUUGACACUGCAGUUAUCACAGCUGUAAUUUCACUUGAAGUAUGAGGUUUAGUGUACACAACAUUUGCCCAAAUUGAAUUAGCCCUUUCAUUGAGUAUACGAGUAUUAUUUCCAUUGAUUUGAUUGGUAUAGAAAUGCCAUAAGCACACUUAACACAAAUGGGACUAUAUAGUUACCAACACUUAUCUGUAACAGAAUACUUGUUUUAUUUCUGUCUUUGUUUGCUUUUUUAUUUUCUAAAAAAAUGAAGAAAAAAGAAAAUGAAAUGUGUCCUUUGCAUCAUGUUAAAGUAUAUACUCCCAAUUGCUUUGAAGAAUCACUUUAAAUACAUUGCUUUAGGUAUACAUGAGGAAGCUCUAUUCAGCAUCCGUCUUGAAAAACAAUGUAAAUUAAAGGUUUGGUGAGACUUUUAAA